This is a messenger RNA of Acipenser ruthenus (sterlet), 1271 nucleotides long. RefSeq names its product recQ-mediated genome instability protein 1-like. The record is from RefSeq and is a predicted model, not a curated record. Lineage: Eukaryota; Metazoa; Chordata; Actinopteri; Acipenseriformes; Acipenseridae. The coding region runs from base 340 to 864 and encodes 174 amino acids. The transcript has a single exon.
AUCAAUGAAAUACUACAACAGCCUUUAUUUUCUGACUUGAAAAUGAAUCCAUCAGGUGUUGUACAAAGAGUGAAGACUUGGCUGCAGGCAACAUGGCAUAUAAGAGCCCCUUUCCAAUGGCUUGAAGCUUGUAUCAACUGGAUUUAGCAGGAGAAUGCUGGUGCAAACAUUACACAGGCUCAGAUUAACAAACAGGUUUUUAAGCAGUGGCUUCUAACCGACCUCAGAGACUUAAAACAUCCAGUCUUGGCUGUUAGCAUUUCACAGGCUGCAAAAGUGGAGCUUAAUCUACAAAUAGAUUCUCUCAAAUUCAGAAUUUGAGAGGUAAAGCUACUACAAAUGAAAAUGUCACCGCUGUUAUACACAGACGUCUCAAAAGCCCUGGGAAACAAAGCCCAACCGCCUGCUAAUACUUCAACUGACGAUGGAGUACUGCAGCUUCAGGGAAUGGAAUACCAGGCUAUUCCCGUUCUUCAUGCCAACCUCCAUCCUGGUACCAAAAUUUUCAAGAAUCAAGAACAGGGAAAUGCAGAUGAUGUUAUACAUAACAAUGCAGGGCCAUCAGAUGAGGAGUUACUUGCCAGCCUUGAAGCAGACGAUCAAUUAGUAAUGAAUAACGAAGUGGGUUAUGAGAGUGGCUAUGGUAGCAGGAGUGAACAUUCAAGCGUUAUUACUCUGAACGCUGCUCCUCAAAGUAAUCAGUCGUACAUCAGUGGCCAAGGUUUUGGAACAAGGACCCCACAAACUGUAACACAAAUAUUCAAUCAGGAACUUGUAGAAUUUGACAAUGCAGAUUUUCACGAUUUUCCAGUGGAAGAAUUGGAUGAAGUAAUCUUUCAGCAAGAGCUGCACGCUGUUUCUUAACAAACGUCAGUGGCACAGCACCUCAGCAGCAACCCAGAGCCUUUUGUUGCUCCUUGCCUGCCCUAAACUAGCACUAGGCCCAAUGGUGUGGCCUCUCAGUUAAAUCUAAACAGUAGAUCAGGGACACUGAUUAAUGAUUCUAUUGAACAAACACUUCUAGUAAAACUGCAAACUAAUGCAGAGAGGAAACUGCAGGAGGGAAGUGAAGAUUUUUAUAGUAAUAGAAAUGUCAUUCUGGAAAUUCUAAAUCGAGAAACUGUCCAUGGAACAUAAGAGUAAAUCUUCCUCAGUAGUAGGAUUGACAAAUGUAUCAAACUGCCCAGAAAAAGUUAAAAUAAGACCUGUUAUAAAAUGUGAGCCUUUUGGUAACCAGCCUUUGGAGAUUGUAACAGCUUAAGGUUCAAGCA